UCUGCUUUUGUAGCAUCCCUUAGAGCUCGACGUCCACCCAUUCAGAAACUCGAAUGCGGAUAUGGCGGUGAUUCAGAAGAAAGUUCAGAUGCAAUAUCCAAACCUCUAUGUGGCUUGCGGCAGCUCUAGCGUCUUGAAAUAGAGGUCCUUAACACACAAGCACUUCUUCACUUGACAUGUUGAAGUAUCUGGACUUCAGCCUGAGGCCGUACAACAUUAACGGGAUCCAAUCCAAUUCCACUCCAACAUUUUCCUCUCAACUCGAUCAAGUGUGCAUCACUACACCAUCACCGUCUGUUCUUACUCAUUGUCUCAGAAAUGUCCGGUUUUUCUCCUGUCAAUCCGUGAAUUUGUACAUCGAUACCGAUGAUUUAGAGAUCCCGUAUGGCCCACUGGAUAUUCCAGACCUCGUUGCCUCCUCGAAAUGUUUCUCUCCUGCUCUCGAGACACUCCAUUUCGACUUCGACAUCGAUCUCAGCAUCCUUUUCUCAAUGGAGCUACUUGCCAAUCCUAGCUAUGCUCCUGGCUUCGACGUUGUUGCCCCAUUGCUGUCGUUUGGUCGCUUAAAGAACUUACAGCCUAGUUGGAUAUCCACUUCGGCCAUCGAUGAUGCCUCACUCAAGACAAUGGCCAAUCCUUACCUCAACUCGAGAUUGCCUCGUUUGGAACUGCGGCUCAUUUGCUGGUCCGCCAUCUCUCACUUUCACAGGACUCGUCCACCUCAUACGUUAUUGUCGGCGCUUGCGCAGCAUUGACAUGUCCUUUUGUGCAUCUCCAGUCGACAUCAACAGCGAGCCUUUUUCUAAAACGGUUCCCAGUGAGAAGAUCACCAGACUUUUUGUGGGGAUUUCUAUAAUAGUCGAUCCCACCACCG
Messenger RNA from Suillus paluster, 874 nucleotides. RefSeq lists its product as uncharacterized. Lineage: Eukaryota; Fungi; Basidiomycota; Agaricomycetes; Boletales; Suillaceae. The record is from RefSeq and is a predicted model, not a curated record. The transcript has a single exon. Bases 177 to 755 code for a protein of 192 amino acids.